Pipistrellus kuhlii (Kuhl's pipistrelle) is the source of this 2242-nucleotide messenger RNA. RefSeq names its product E3 ubiquitin-protein ligase TRIM22. The transcript is spliced from 8 exons. The record is from RefSeq and is a predicted model, not a curated record. NCBI's taxonomy places the organism in Eukaryota, Metazoa, Chordata, Mammalia, Chiroptera, Vespertilionidae. Gene Ontology annotation, molecular function: zinc ion binding; protein binding. The coding region runs from base 200 to 1684 and encodes 494 amino acids.
CGUUUCCACUCCGAUGAAUUUAACUUCCAUUUCUCACUCUGCUGUGUGGAGACACUCCUCGGUGGAGAACUCAUUUCUGGAUUGAUGAGUGGAUCUUGACCAGACGUACACUAUAUCUUCUCCACUCCUGAAACCUUGCAGUAGUCUGUGAGCAAGAGCCUCUGGAGUCAGGACAGGAAGCAGCUAGAGGAGCACAGCAAUGGAUUUUUCAUCACAGGGGAGCAUACACGAGGAGGUGAUCUGCCGCAUCUGCCAUCAGCUACUGACAGAGCCCCUGAGUCUGAACUGUGGCCACAACUUCUGCCAAGCCUGCAUCUCUGCCAAUGAGUCAGAGAGCUUCUUUGGAGGGCAAUGCCGCUGUCCUGUGUGCCAGAGCCCAUAUGACCCUUGGAACCUCCUGCCUAAUCAGCAGUUGACCGACAGAGUGAAGAAAAUCAGAGAAGCCAACAUGUCAUCCCACCAGCAGCAGAGGAGAGAUCUCUGUGAGCACCAUGGGGAAAAUUGCCAUCUCUUCUGUAAGGAGGAUGGGAAGGCCAUUUGCAGCUUUUGUGUCCAGGAGCAGCACCAAGGCCACCAAAUAUAUAGCGUGGAGGAGGUGGUCAAGGAAUGUCAGGAGAAAUUCCAGGUGGCUGUGUACAGGCUGACACAGGAGCAGCAGGAAGCUGAGAAGUUGGAAGGUGUCAUCAAUGAAGAGAGAGAUACCUGGAAGAAUUGUAUGCAGACUGAAAGAGAGAGGAUUCUAAAGGGGUUCGAAGAAAUGAGAGGCAUCCUGGACAGAGAAGAGAAAAGGGAGCUGCAAAAGCUGGAUGACAACGAAGUGCAUGUGCUGGAUAACUUGGCAGUGGCUAAAGACCAGAUGGCUCAGCAGAGCCAGUACAUGAGAGAGCUCAUCUCAGAUCUCCAACGUCAUAUGUGUGAAGCAUCAGUGGACACGCUGCAGGACAUAAUUAACGUCAUAAGAAGGAGCGAGGUCUGGACCUUGAAGAAGCCAAAAAUUGUUUCCAAGAAACUGAGUACAUUCCGAUUUCCAGAUCUGAAUGGGAUGCUGAAAGCGUUUAAAGAGCUGGCGGAAGCCCAAAGCCACUGGGUGGACUUGACGCUGAAUCCAUUCAAUGAUCUAUCGAAUGUUGUCGUUUCUGAGGAUCACAGACAAGUGACUAUUGGGAGUGAUUUUAUGUUUCGGAAUGUAUACCCACGUAACUUUUUUGCUUUUGAUGUACAGAGCAGUCAAAAUUUCUCUUCAGGGAAAUAUUACUGGGAAGUUGAUGUGUCUGGGAAAGUUGCCUGGAUUCUGGGGGUAUACAGUAAAACAAGCAAUCUCAAUAGAAAUAAAAGCUCUGGGUUUGUUUUUACCCCAAAACCAAAUUAUUCAAAUGCUUACUCCAGAUUCAGACCUGAAAAUGGCUACUGGGUUGUAGGGUUACAGAAUCAAUCUGAGUACAAUGCCUUUGAGGACUCUUCCACCACUGAUCCCAAUAUCUUGACUCUUUUCAUCGCUGUUCCUCCUCAUCGAGUUGGCAUUUUCCUAGACCAGGAAGCAAGCACUGUCACGUUUUUUAAUGUCACAAAUCAUGGGUCACUUAUCUACAAAUUCUCUAAAUGUCACUUUUCUCAGACUGUUUAUCCCUAUUUCAAUCCUUGGAAUUGCCCAGUUCCCAUUACUCUGUGCCCACCGAGCUCCUGAACAUACUCUCCUUCCCUCACCCAAUUCUGUGUAGUGACCCUUGUCUUGGGCUCAUCUCCUGCAUCUGAGCUCACUGCUCCAUUCAGAACUUCUCUUCCUUGCUGUUUUCCUUCUGUAGAACAUUUAUUAAUUCUGAGGUUAGAAGAGAAGCUUAUUUACUCACCCUUUUCUAUAUUAUUAGCAAAAGGUAUGUAAAUCCUCCUAUCAACAGAAAAGUAUAAUUUCUCUACCCUCCUAUUUUUCCACAUUUUCCUUUAACCCUAACUUGAAGAGAUAAUAACCAUGACCUUAGGACAAUCCAUAAUCAUCCCACAACUAAGUGGUAUUUGAGUGUACAUCUAUUUGUUGCCCAACAUACAGCAGGUUGUCCAGAGAGGUUGUGUGUAUGUGUGUGUGGGGGGGGGGAGGUGGGGGGGCAAAUGUAAUAUAUGUACCCAGAGUAAACAUUUUAUGUUCAGGUGUUUGAGUUUAAAUCCUGUCUCUUCUCUUACAAGGUGUGUAACGAUGGAUUAUAUUUUUGUUUCUUCUUAUAAAAUAAAAAUUGGUUUAUAAAUUGCA